CUAACGGUGAAAUGAUUACACAUAACACUGUCAUUUUGUGGUAGGGUUUUUAUCUAAAGGAAGUCUAGCUUCCUCGUUCACGGUUUACACGCCCAAUAAUAAAUUUACAUAGUGAUAAUUCAAAAGUGUUACCACUUGAAAUGAAAUAGUAGUUGAAAAAUCCACUUAUUUUGUAUAAAUAUUAAUGAACAAGACAUGGAUGAAAUAGAAAAACCCACGAGUGUAAUAUUAUUUAGACAGUCUUCAGUAGAAACAAGAUUAACCCCUGCGCGUUUAUCUGAAGAAUUUGAUGAUGAAAAUGAUGAUGUUAUACCUAAAAUUGUUGGUGUCAAGAAAAAAUCACUCGAACCUGCUGAAGAAGACAAAAUUACUAAAAGUGGUAUGUCCAGUAAACCCCUGGUUGCACCGAAACCAAAAACUAUUUUGCAAGCAACAAUAAUGAGAAAAAAUACAGACGAUACCAAAAUAAUUGGUGAUAACGCUAAAAUAGAUAACUUUCGUGAUAAUCAAUCGCAGACAUAUCAAACUAAAGAUCAAUUUAAAAACGAAUUGAAUAAAAAAUUUCAAAAAAGUCCUAUAAGUCAAAAUAUUGAUAAAUUAAGUGAUAUAUUAAGUAACACUCAAACGGCAGAUAACAAAAACGAAGAUAAUAAUACGAUUAUAGAAAAUGAAAAACAAGAUCAUUUUAAGGACGAAUUGAGUAAAAAAUUGGGGGUUGGAUUGAGAAAAAAAUCUGGUCCAGCUCCACCUCCUCGGGUCAGCAGUGUCUUAAACGGCAAACAAGAAUCUGUGGAAGGAAACAUCAAUAGUGCCGAUAAAACUAAUACUAUGGAUAAAGGAAAUACCAGUAGAACAGAACAAUUUGAAAUUAAAUCAGAUGAUAAAUGGGAAUCUACUGAAUAUUCAGUUGGUACUUUGAAAGCCUUGAAAAAGAAGGAACCAGGCAUGAUGAACAAUGACAAAAACAACACAGUAGGAGGGGCUUACAAGGAAGAAAUGGCUACUCUACGACCGAAAUCUCCUCGUCCAAUUCCUUUAAAAGGUGAAAAAGAAGAAACAAUUUGGGAUAAAAUUGGUACUUUAGGACGUAAGAAACGCAUAAAGGAAGUUCAAGAAGUUCAGGCUGAAGGUAAAUAUGCAAUUGAUUCGCCUGGUUGCCCUACAGCUCCUAUUAUACCACCCGAAGACUAUAACUUAGAGGAUAAUGAAGAAAGAUGUAUGAUUGACCCUCGAGCUUAUGAGGAUCCAAAAUUCUUGGAUCUAUUGGAUGUUCUAAAAGAAUGGAUAAAUGACGAACUUGCUUCUCAAAGAAUUAUUGUUCAGGAUUUAUCAGAAGAUUUGUAUGAUGGCCAGGUGUUGCAAAAACUUCUUGAAAAAUUAACUGGCGAUAAGCUGGAUGUUCCUGAAGUUACUCAGUCAGAAGAAGGACAGAAGCAGAAGUUAACUGUAGUUCUUGAUCAUUUUAAUAAGGUUUUAGGUAUUCAAAGACAGUCUCAUAAUAAAUGGAAUGUGGAAUCGAUCCAUUCAAAAAAUAUAGUUGCUAUUACUCACCUUUUAGUAGCACUAGCAAGGCAUUUUAGACCUCCAGUAAGACUUCCCGAACAUGUUUCUGUGGAAGUGGUGGUUGUCCAAAAAGCCGAAGGGAAGUUGUGCCAUAAAACUGUAAGAGAAAGCUUAACAAAAACAUAUGAUGAUGUUGGUAUGAGGUGUGAAAGAGAUGCUUUUGAUACAUUAUUUGAUCAUGCUCCAGACAAGUUGCAAGUAGUUAAAAAGUCCUUGGUAACAUUUGUCAACAAACACUUGAAUAAGAUGAACUUUGAAGUAACAGAAAUUGAAAGCCAGUUUCAUGAUGGAGUAUAUUUGAUUAUGCUGAUGGGUUUGUUGGAAGGAUUUUUUGUGCCACAUUAUAGUUUUCAUUUGACUCCACACGAAUUUGAUCAAAAGGUUCACAAUGUCAAUUUCGCCUUCGAAUUAAUGGAAGAAACAGGUCUACAGAAACCUAAAGCAAGACCAGAAGAUGUGGUUAAUAUGGAUCUCAAAUCAACUCUUAGAGUCCUGUACAAUCUCUUCCUAAGAUACAGAACAAUAUUAUAAAAAAUUAACUAGUGCCUUUACACUGCCUUUUAUUGAAAUUAUUUACACUUUCUAUUAAUGUAUAUAACAAUAUUUUUUACUAAAUAUUGAAAUUAAUAUUUUGUUAGUGAGUUUUCAACCAAAUUAAU
Psylliodes chrysocephalus is the source of this 2222-nucleotide messenger RNA. The record is from the annotation of a GenBank genome assembly. NCBI's taxonomy places the organism in Eukaryota, Metazoa, Arthropoda, Insecta, Coleoptera, Chrysomelidae.